Oryza sativa Japonica Group (Japanese rice) is the source of this 1641-nucleotide messenger RNA. RefSeq lists its product as uncharacterized. NCBI's taxonomy places the organism in Eukaryota, Viridiplantae, Streptophyta, Magnoliopsida, Poales, Poaceae. The record is from RefSeq and is a predicted model, not a curated record. Gene Ontology annotation, cellular component: nucleus.
GAGGAGAGGGGAGAGAGAGAGAGAGAGGGGGGAGGGGGGGGGGGAAUCGUGCGAGGGAGGGGAGGGUUUUUUGGGCGAGAUUUGAGUUUUGGCACCCUCCCGCGCGCCAUGGUGUCCGACCAGGAGAUCGCCAGCUGCGUCGAGUCCGUCCUCCGCUCGUCGGGGGGCGCCGCCGGGGAGCCUCGCUCGCCGCCGUGCUGUCGCAGCGGAGCCAAGCUCGGCGUCGACCUCGCACACAAGGCGACCUUCAUCCGCGACCAGAUGGACCUCUUCUUCGGCCCGCGCCUCCAGCCGCCGCUCGUCGCCAAGGCCCAGGCGGCGGCGGCGGCGGCUCCUAAUCCUCCUCCUCUGGUCGCCGCUCCCGCGCCUGCCAUGCCGCAGGUGCAGGUGCAGGCGCAGUUGCAGCAGAUGCAGCAGCAGCUCGCGGUGCUCCAGCCCCAGCUCAUAUUCCAGGCCAUGCCGCAGCUCCCCGCUGGUGUACCAGGCGGCGCCGCUGGGGCGGUCUCCCCGCAGCCUCCCGUGCCGGCCAUGGCGUUCUACCCGCCGCCUCCUCUGGCCUUCCGCGUCACCAGCGGCUUGGCUGGGGUCGCCACUGGUGGGACCGUCUCCUUCCAGCAGCCAGCCCCUGGAACCGGCGGCACUGCUUCCCCCACCGCCGCAGUACAGGCCGCGGGCGACAACAAGGAAAGUGCUUCAAAGCGGAAACGAGGUGGGCCUGGUGGUUUAAAUAAAGUUUGUGCAAUCUCACCUGAACUUCAGACUAUUGUUGGUGAGACUGUCAUGUCAAGAACUCAGAUUGUCAAGCAGCUUUGGCAAUAUAUUCGGCAGAAUAAUCUUCAAGAUCCUGAUGACAAAAGGAAGAUAAUCUGCAAUGAUGAACUUCGUGUGGUUUUUGGAACUGACACAACUGACAUGUUUAAGAUGAAUAAAUUGUUGGCGAAACAUAUAACUCCACUUGACCCAAAGGAUCAAAUUCGGGAAGCAAAGAAAUUUAAGCCCUCCAAUGUAGCUACUCAGCCUAUGCCUCUGAUUAAUCAACCCUCUGUGGUGAUUUCUGAUGCACUAGCCAAGUUUAUUGGAAUGGAAGGCACAGUGCCUCAAGAUGAUGCUUUGAGGUACCUUUGGGAUUACAUAAAAGCAAACCAACUUGAGGAUGCUAUUACUGGAUCAAUAUUAUGUGACUCAAAACUUCAGGAGCUGUUCGGCUGCGAGAGCAUUCCUAGUUCUGGAUUAUCAGAGUUGCUUGCUCACCACUUCAUUAAGGAAACAUAGCAUAUCCUCAUUAACUGAUCUAGGAUUGCAGUGGUGCCAGAUAGGCCUAACUUUACAAUAUGGUGUUCUUGACAAAAAAAUGGACAGCUAGCUUAUGUAUCUUUUCUAUGCUCUGGAUUAUGAAGUUUGUCAGAGAAAACCAGAUUAUUUGUGGUAGCCUGUAAUUUUAAUUCUACGUAGUGGCUACUGCCGCAGUACUUUGGUGUAACCUCUACAGAAUUCGUAGCGUUAGUUUCUAAAUGUCAAAAUGUCUUUGGCUGACUAUGUAAAGUUAAGCUUUUUAUUUGAGUGCCAGGUUGAACUUUUUAAAAAGCUGUAAUGGAUUCACGACCUCUUGGUUAUUGAAUGUGUGCCCCCUAUAUUGGUGUA